Manis javanica (Malayan pangolin) is the source of this 1510-nucleotide messenger RNA. It is a transcript of the gene ACKR1, whose product is annotated as atypical chemokine receptor 1 (Duffy blood group). Gene Ontology annotation, cellular component: membrane. The record is from RefSeq and is a predicted model, not a curated record. Gene Ontology annotation, molecular function: C-C chemokine binding. NCBI's taxonomy places the organism in Eukaryota, Metazoa, Chordata, Mammalia, Pholidota, Manidae. Gene Ontology annotation, biological process: inflammatory response; chemokine-mediated signaling pathway; regulation of chemokine production.
AUGGAGAAGCGGCGGGAACACGAGGCUGCCCUUUCCCCCCAAGUUCCCAGCACAUCUCUUAUCUCUGUUUCACACUUCACCCCUGGCCCCUCUUCCUUCCUUGUGCUUGAAAAGGCCCUCUGGCUGGAAAGCCCCCUGGCUUCUUGGCCUCCCUGUCCACCUUCGGGAAAAUACACGUGUUCUGGGCCCCACCUUACCCUUUCCCAAGUGCAGGUCCCCAGCAUCAGGCUCCAACCUCAAAACAGGAAGCCCCAGGCCAGUGCCCCAUGGGCAGGCAGUGGGUGUGGGGUGAAGCGAAGGUUUCCUGGAGGCCCCCCCAGCGCCUGUCCCAGGGCCCUGCCCAGAGCUGCUGGCCUUCAUUAGCCCCUCACACUUAUCUGGGAAGCACAGCAGGCAGCCGCACCUCCCCAGCCCUCCUCCCAGCCUGGCCUGAGCCCAGCAGCACUAUGGGGAACUGCCUGCACCCGGUACCUGUGGCUGAUGACAACUCAACACAGUUGGCCUUUGGGGACGACAUUUGGGAUGCCUUUAAUGAGAACGACUUUAAUGAGUCCUACGAACUGGACUAUAGUGACAGCAACCUGCAGGCCGCUGCCCCGUGCCGCUCCUGUACCCUGCUCGACGCCUCCUCCCUUCCCUUCUUCAUCCUCGCCAGCGUCCUGGGCAUCCUGGCGGGCGGAGCUGUCCUCUUCGCACUCCUCAGACCUCUCUUCCACUGGCAGCGCUGCCCCGAACGGCCCAUGCUGGUCCCGCUGGCUGUGGGCAGUGCCCUCUUCAGCAUCGUGGUGCCCAUCCUGGCACCAGGGCCGCAUGGUGCUCACAACACAGCCGUGUGCCACCUGGCCUACCUGGUCUGGUACAGCUCAGCCUUUGCCCAGGCUCUGCUGAUAGGCUGCCAGGCGUGCCUGGGCCCCCAGCUGCACGCAGGCUGGGCCCCCGGCCUCACCCAACGCCUCACCGUGGGACUCUGGGGAGUGGCUGCCCUAUUGGCACUGCCAAUCACCUUGGCCAGUGACACUUCCCAGGGCCUCUGCACUCUGACCUUCAGCAGGGGCCAAGGGGCUUUGCAGCUCGUGCACGUGGUUGUCUGCUUUGUGGCCUUCGUCUUGUUGCCCCUGGGAUUGUUGGGUGUCAAGGGGGUGAAGAAGGCGCUGGGCAGGGGGCAGUGUCCCUGGGUUAGUAUCUUGUGGGUCUGGUUCAUUUUCUGGUGGCCUCACGGGGCGGCUCUGGGAUUAGACUACCUAGUGAGGUCCAAGGUCUUGGCACUGUCUACGUGUCUGGCCCAGCAGGCCCUGGACCUGCUGCUGCAGCUGGCAGAAGCCCUGGCUGUACUGCACUGCGUGGCCACGCCUCUGCUCGUAGCCCUGUUCUGCCGUCAGGCCUCUGGGCCUUCCUUGCCCUCCCUUUUUCUCUCAGAAAGACAGCCUUCUCAUUCGGACACCCUUGGAAGCAAGUCCUAGCUGCCUUCCCACCUGUCAACCUGAAUUAAACUCUCUGCUGUUUUUAUGAA